Selaginella moellendorffii is the source of this 1296-nucleotide messenger RNA. RefSeq names its product nuclear transcription factor Y subunit B-1. The transcript has 6 exons. The record is from RefSeq and is a predicted model, not a curated record. Lineage: Eukaryota; Viridiplantae; Streptophyta; Lycopodiopsida; Selaginellales; Selaginellaceae. Gene Ontology annotation, biological process: regulation of transcription by RNA polymerase II. Gene Ontology annotation, molecular function: RNA polymerase II cis-regulatory region sequence-specific DNA binding; DNA-binding transcription activator activity, RNA polymerase II-specific; protein heterodimerization activity. Bases 705 to 1193 code for a protein of 162 amino acids. Gene Ontology annotation, cellular component: CCAAT-binding factor complex; nucleus.
UUUGUUUUUCUUGCUUGUGGCGUGCCGCGUGCUUGUGUGAUUUCUACCCUAGCGCCGAGGCGCGGGCGAGCGAGCGAGCUCUCGGCGCUCCCUGUGGCGGGCGCUGCGAUUGCCGAUGCCUGCGUCUCUGUGUCUCCCCCCGGAUUGAUUGAUUGGGUUUUAGCUGAGGAUGAUCCUCGGCAAUGCGGGAAGGGAUUCUUCUUCUUGUGAUUCUCGUUUCUGGAUAGAAGGGAGGAGGGGGAGGAGGAGAAGGCGCUGGUGUUCCAGGGGCUGCUACUCGGUGGAGCCGGAUUGAGCUUCUCCUCUCGGUGUGUGGGAAAUUGCUUUCUUUUUUUUCCUUGUUAUGGUUUCUUGGUCGCGCUAGGUAGAGGGUGUGUGCGUUUCCAGUGGAAGGUUUUUUCUUGGUUUUUGUCGCAGUGCCGCUCAAAGAUGUUUUUUUUUUCGCUCUCGCUCAUUGUUUUUGAUUGUUGUGGCACUGCUGCUUAUGGCGUUGUUACGUCGGCAGCCCAGCCAGCGAAGGGGCGAGAAAGCUUUGUUGUUCUUUCGGGAGAGAAGAGGGCCGAGUUUUUCUUGUUCUUUCUUUUUUGUUGUUUUUUUCGUCAGGCACAGCAUUUGACUUCUCUCGGCUUGGAAAAACUGGCCACGCGCGUUUUUCUAACCUUUUUUUUCCUUCUCUCUCUCUUGUGCUUUGCAGGAAAAAAAGGAUGGCGGACGUGGGAAGUCCCAGGAGCCAGGAUAGCCCACACUCGGACGACGCUGGUGGCCAUGGUGGCGAACGCGACAACUCCAACGUAAGGGAGCAAGACAGGUUCCUUCCCAUCGCCAACAUCAGCCGGAUAAUGAAGAAGGCGCUGCCGGCGAAUGCAAAGAUCGCCAAGGAUGCCAAGGAGACGGUGCAAGAAUGCGUCUCAGAGUUCAUCAGCUUCAUCACUAGCGAAGCCAGUGACAAGUGCCAAAGAGAGAAGAGGAAGACGAUCAAUGGCGAUGACUUGCUAUGGGCAAUGAGCACGCUGGGCUUCGAGGAGUACUUGGAACCUUUGAAGAUCUACUUGCAAAAGUACAGAGAGACGGAGGGAGACAAAGGAUCGGGAGUCAAGGGAGAAGGCAAGAAGGACCAGAGCAUGGCUGUUCCAUCUCCUGUCCAGUCGAGUAUGUACACCAGCAUGAGUUACUUGCCACAGCAGGCACUCUAGAGUGAGUGGACAAAGCUAUCGUAAAAUUUGUAUGAUGGUGAUACUCUCCUUGUGAGCUAUAGCUAGCUUCUCAAAUCAAAACAACGUCCUUUAAUUCCAUCUC